This is a messenger RNA of Lithohypha guttulata, 1242 nucleotides long. It is a transcript of the gene SKS1, whose product is annotated as Serine/threonine protein kinase. Lineage: Eukaryota; Fungi; Ascomycota; Eurotiomycetes; Chaetothyriales; Trichomeriaceae. Gene Ontology annotation, molecular function: protein serine/threonine kinase activity; ATP binding. Gene Ontology annotation, cellular component: cytoplasm. Bases 1 to 1242 code for a protein of 413 amino acids. The record is from RefSeq and is a predicted model, not a curated record. The transcript is spliced from 2 exons. Gene Ontology annotation, biological process: intracellular signal transduction; protein phosphorylation.
AUGCUUCUUACCCCUCCGCCAUCACCACAUCUACGAUCAAUAUGUCUUUCUCCGGAAGAUAGGCUUGGAUGUGUUCUGGCGAACCGACUUGAAUUGGUCUCGGUCCUAGGCGUCGGAGCUUAUGGCGUAGUCUAUCAAGCAGUCGAUAUCUACACGAACGAACUAUACGCGGUAAAGGCUCUCCCCAAACAUGGAUUGGAUGCUCGGCAGCGACGUUUCCAGCAGGCAGAAAUCGCUCUGCAUUACCAGGCCAGUCAGCAUCCCAAUGUCGUUUCCCUGAUGCGGGUCAUGGAUAGUCCUGAUUGCACGUAUGUCGUGCUCGAGUAUUGCCCAGAAGGCGACUUGUUCUCGAACAUUACCGAGCGGGGAUGUUUUGUGAACGAUGAUCGCCUGGCCAAACACGUUUUCCUUCAGCUUCUGGACGCUGUACAAUUCUGUCACUCCGUUGGGAUUUACCACCGAGAUCUCAAACCUGAGAACGUCCUGGUCACCGACAACGGUCAUACUGUCAAGCUCGCUGACUUUGGCUUGGCAACUCGUGAGAAGAUCACUACAGACUUUGGGUGUGGCUCAACAUUUUACAUGUCGCCAGAAUGCCAACGCCCAUCUACUCGAUCUCACGCCUACUAUGCAUCCGCGCCUAACGACGUCUGGAGUCUUGGCGUCAUGCUGGUAAAUUUGACUUGUGGUCGUAACCCUUGGAAAAAGGCCUCUCCCGAGGACUCUACCUUCAGAGCCUAUUUGAAGGAUCCCAACUUUCUGACCUCAAUACUACCCGUGGCUCCUGAACUGAACUUGAUUCUCCGUCGUAUCUUUGAAUGCGACCCUCAGCAGCGAAUAUCUCUGGCUGAGUUGCGGGAAGUUAUUUUGGCAUGUCCCAGGUUUACUGUGAGCUCGUACCACGAGUUGCCACCUUCGCCUGGACAAGAUUACGAAUACGUUGACACCAUGGACUGCGAGAACAUGGCGCUCCCACCAUCACCACCAACUUCACCACUGUCGUUAGCCUUCCCUAUCGAAGUCUCCGAAUGGUCUCUUUUCAAACCAGGUUCGAAACAAACAUCCGAAACUUCUACUUCCUCCUCUUCUUCAUUUGACUCUGGCUAUGAGUCCGAACCAAGUCCUGGUGAUCUUUCUCAUGCACAAGCUUUUAAUGUUUACGGCAACGUCCUACCUUUCAAUGAUUACGAUAAACCGAGUUACCAAGUUCGAUUUGUUCCUCCUUCUAUUGCCGUUUACUGA